Musa acuminata subsp. malaccensis (wild Malaysian banana) is the source of this 1145-nucleotide messenger RNA. Its product is annotated as protein RER1A. Gene Ontology annotation, biological process: retrograde vesicle-mediated transport, Golgi to endoplasmic reticulum; protein retention in ER lumen. Lineage: Eukaryota; Viridiplantae; Streptophyta; Magnoliopsida; Zingiberales; Musaceae. The record is from RefSeq and is a predicted model, not a curated record. Gene Ontology annotation, cellular component: Golgi membrane.
CGUCUCUCGGGGCCUUUCCAAGCCGCGCCUCGCCUCUCCUCUCCUUUGGUCGAUUCCUCGAUCCAAAUCCCAGCGCCGCGCCCAAAUUCCAUUCUCGAUCUCCUCCUCCCCGGUCUUGUUCUUCCUCGGAUCACCCCGCGCUUCCAUCCCUGAGGACGCGUAGGCCUUCCUUCUCCGACGUCGACUAGUCCCCGGUCAAAUCGGACCUGUUUGCUUCCAAUCGACCCCUUGCUUCAUCUCGAAACGCCUUCACAUCAAGGGUUGGAAGAAAAACCAGAUCUUGUGAAACGAUCUCUUCGAGGAGGAUUUUGAGCGGUGGAAUUCGAUGGAAGCCGAUGGUGCAGCUGCUUCGUUUCCUCUGGCAAAAUGGAGAAGCGACUUCUCCAGGGCGUUCCAGUACUACUUGGAUAAAUCGACUCCUCACACGACCGGAAGAUGGAUCGGUACUGUCGGAGUCGCGGCGAUCUAUUCCCUGCGUGUUUACUUUGUGCAGGGUUUUUAUAUCGUCACCUACGGGCUUGGGAUCUAUCUCCUGAAUCUCUUGAUUGGGUUCCUGUCACCGUUGGUGGAUCCUGAGAUCGAAGUUUCUGAUGGUCCUGCCCUGCCUACAAAGGGCUCCGACGAGUUCAGACCCUUCGUUCGCCGUCUUCCUGAGUUCAAGUUCUGGUACUCCAUAACAAAAGCGUUCUGUGUUGCUUUUGUGAUGACUUUCUUCUCCGUAUUUGAUGUUCCUGUUUUUUGGCCUAUACUACUGUGCUACUGGGUUGUUCUUUUCUUCCUGACAAUGAAGCGCCAAAUUGUACACAUGAUCAAGUACAAGUAUGUGCCAUUCAACAUGGGAAAGCAGAAAUAUGGAGCGAAAAAGGGUCCCGGAAGCAGCAAUUUGUCCAAGGAUUGAUCUGUGCCAGGGGGCUAAGGGCUUCCACAUAUCUUCGUCAGUGAAAUUGAUAUACUGUUGAUCUACUUAUCCUCCAAGAUUUGACAGUCUUUGUUGGGAAUAUGGUUAUUUCCUAGGUUGACACUUGUUUACUAGAGGAUGACGCAAUAGCUAUGUUUGCAACAUCGCCUUCACUGUUCAUUAAUUGCCCCCUAUUGCUAUUGGAGAGCCAACUAAUAGUUAAAAUUGGUUGAUUUCUUUUGUUGCU